Serpula lacrymans var. lacrymans S7.9 is the source of this 1936-nucleotide messenger RNA. RefSeq names its product glycoside hydrolase family 13 protein. Gene Ontology annotation, molecular function: starch binding; alpha-amylase activity; cation binding. The coding region runs from base 136 to 1872 and encodes 578 amino acids. Lineage: Eukaryota; Fungi; Basidiomycota; Agaricomycetes; Boletales; Serpulaceae. Gene Ontology annotation, biological process: carbohydrate metabolic process. The transcript has 21 exons. The record is from RefSeq and is a predicted model, not a curated record.
AUGGAGGGACUGCUUCCGUGCUUGAUUGUUCGGUAUAUAUGCCAGUGUGCCGUCACCAUCCAUCCCUUCAGCGCUGUCUAAUCCGACGCUGUUCAAUUGAGCUCACUGCUUUAACCCUUUCACUAUCUACUUCCGAUGAUAAAACUCGGAAUACUCAGUCUCGCUCUCAUCGUUGCCAAUGCGUUCGCUGCGCCUUCCCCGAAGGCAGCGGGGAAUGGUAGAAUUGCAAAAAGAGGGAUGUCGGGCAACAAUGAUGUCAUCAUCCAGAUGUUCGAAUGGUCAUGGGAUAGCAUUGCUUUAGAGUGUACUCAGUUCAUCGGACCUGCUGGAUACGGAUAUGUACAAGCAUCCCCCGCCCAGGAAACUAUCACUGGUACUCAGUGGUGGACUGACUAUCAGCCUGUUUCAUACACGCUUACAUCAAAGCGUGGAAACCGUGCACAGUAUCAGUCCAUGAUACAGACAUGUAAAAGUGCUGGUGUUGGUAUCAUCGCAGAUACUAUCUUUAAUCAUAUGACGGGCCAAUCCUCUGGUACUGGCAUUGCAGGAACCCAGUUCACUCAGUAUAGCUACCCACCAACUUAUUCGGCUGAUAACUUCCAUUACUGCGGCCUUGAGCCAGGUAACACCAUUGUCAAUUAUGAUAAUCGUCUUGAGGUUCAGACAUGUCAGUUGGAUGGAUUGGCUGAUCUAGCAACGAACACCACUGCUGUUCAGAAAAUUCUUGCAGCGUAUGCUAAUGACUUGAUUAGUCUCGGAGUGGAAGGAUUGAGAUUGGAUGCUGCUAAAAACAUAGCAGCAAGUGAUAUCGGAAAUAUCACCAGCUUGAUCAACGGGAGUCCCUAUAUCACGCAAGAGGUCAUCUGGGGCGCCGAUCAGCCUAUCCAACCUUCCGAAUACGUCUAUAUAGGCGAUGUUAUGGAAUUCAGGUACACUUCUGCCUUGCAAAGCGCAUUUGGUGGUGGUGGAAUAUCGAGUUUGCAGGAUCUCGAUAAUCAAGGCUGGGUUCCCGGGACAUCCGCCAAUGUCUUUGUUGCCGACCAUGACACAGAAAGGGGCGGAUCUUCACUCAACUACAACUCGCCUUCGAACACCUAUACCUUGGCACACGUGUUCUCGCUUGCUCACUCUUACGGGACACCAACGGUACUAUCCAGCUAUCAGUUCAGCUCAUAUGACGAUGGCGCCCCCAAUGGCGGAAACGGCACGUGCUAUGGUGCCGGAGGCGUGAAUGGCUGGCUCUGCCAGCACCGCUGGUCUGCCAUCGCAGGUAUGGUCGGCUUCCACAACAAUGUUGGCACUGCGGCAUUAGGUGAUUGGGUAUCGCCAAGCUCGCAGCAGAUUGCAUUCGGAAGAGGGGCUCUUGGUUUUGUAGCAAUCAAUAACGAAGAUUCCACGUGGGCCACGACAUUCACUACAUCCUUGCCUGCUGGAUCAUACUGUGACGUGAUUAGCGGCCCACCAACCUCGUCGGGGACAUGUGCGGGUGCAUCUUACACCGUAGCAUCCGAUGGAACCUUCAGUGCAACAGUUGCUACAGCUAACGCCAUCGCGCUGCACACGGGCGCACUUGGGACAGGAUCUACAUCAGCUGUAUCUUUUUCGGAGACCGCAACUACAACAUACGGCGAGAACAUCUUCCUUACUGGGAGCUUAGAACAGUUAGGGUCGUGGGAUCCUGCUAACUCGAUUGCUUUGUCGUCAAGCAAUUAUCCCGUUUGGGAGACGACAGUGAACCUUCCGCUCAACACCGCGUUCGAGUAUAAGUUCAUCAGGAAGGAGACCGAUGGUAGUAUCGUAUGGGAGUCAGACCCUAACAGGAAUGAUACAACAUCUGGAAGUACUCAGACUUUGAACGAUACAUGGCGAUGAAGGGUGUUGGAUAUUAUGUGUAUAUAGAAAUUUUCUUGUUGAAAUAUUAGUGAAAUGCCGGUUG